Molecule: messenger RNA, 3713 nt
Organism: Coccidioides posadasii C735 delta SOWgp
Lineage: Eukaryota; Fungi; Ascomycota; Eurotiomycetes; Onygenales; Onygenaceae
Cellular component (GO): membrane
Source: RefSeq, a predicted model, not a curated record
AUGUCGUCGGCCCAGCGACAAGCAACAACUACGCGAUCCAGAUCCGCUUCGAACACGCAGAUCCCUGCGAACGGGAAAAUUUACACCAAAUCUACCCAACCGCCAUUCGAUUCAGAGUAUGACGACCAAUGCGCCCUGCCAUCGACUCGUGAAGCUCCUAUUAUACGUGGAAACUCAUUUCGGCGUUCACAUGGCCCAGAACAGUCAACCCGUGUUGGAGUGAGGUCUUUCGCGGAGCGUGCGAGGAAUCUCCCACCUGAGCGCAGGCUUCCAGAGCCGCCUCGUUCAAGUCCAACGGAGACUGUUCACGGUACUACGUCGAUAGGGACUUCCCCCGCAAAUCCAAAUUCUAGAUCGUCGUCGGUCCAAAAUACAGCGAGCAGUAUAUACCAAUCUCCCCCCGCUCCACGUUCUAUACCGCAAUCACAGCCUAGCGAACCGCCUUCCCCUGUGGCCCAAUCAAACCCAGACGCCGUUCCAAAGAAAGAUGAUAAACGACGGCGUGAUCGCGACUGGGCGCCCGCCCGAUCUCCCUUGCAGAAAUUGGAGGUCACAUUGAAGGAUAUCAGCAAGGAAGAGAAACGCGCGAGGGUGGAAGAAGCGGAGAUGCUGCUGAGAGAGGCCAAAGCCGGGCGUCAGAAUCGUCGCAUUAGUCAGGACGUGCGUCCGAGUCCGAGACUGAAGGAGAAUAGCCACACUACAGAAACUAUGUCUCAGCAGCCGCCGACCCUCGAGGAAGCUGGGCUGACAAGAAGUCUAAGCACUAAACAACGAGAACGGCUACAGCAAAGUGCUGUGAUAGAAUCAACGAAACCCUCACCUGGUCGGUUUUCAACUGAUCGUGAAGGAUUCGAUUAUCAGCCACUGGAAUCAGAAGGAUUGAGGGAACCUAUGGCGUCCGAGAUGGUUAAUCAAGUGCGUGCUAGGCCGGAUCAAGAUCCUGAAUUUUCCCUCGAUGGAGGAGCAUAUCAAUUCAUGGCUGCGGCCAACGACGACGAGUCGACUCCACAGCAGAGAGUAGCACAACCGUCUGUAAAUCAGUUCAAAAGCCGGGGUUACGCUGAGGACAGACGCUCAUGGCAGCAUCCACAUGCCAAUCCUCCUUCAUUUACACCGGCCGCGCCUGUACAGAGGAGCAACAGCCGAAAACUUCAAAAGCCUAUUCUUCGGGAACUUAGAGAACAGCCUGCGACAGAAUAUCCUGCCAAUACAAGCCCAGCUUUCAACGCCAGUAGAACGAAACCGUACGAUCAGGCUCGGGCGCUAAGCUCGCCGGACCCCAAGGACCAGCCUUCACACAUCAAUAAGCCCGUGGAUGGGCUACGGGCGACUAACGAUGAUCCAGUGGGCCAAGGGUAUGCCAAUGCCAGCAAUGAGGCCCAAUCGGACGACCUGGACUCCAUAACAGGACUGAAAAAGAGUGAAAAUAAACAGAAGCGAGUUUCCGUUACGUUUGCUGUUCCUCCUCCGACUCCGCCGCCGCUUGAUGAAUGGAGAAAUGCAACAGUGGGCUUUUUGCUACGGGAUGACUUCAAACUUCAAAGCCUUGACGGAAAGGCCUGGUGGGAAGGAAAGGACCCAGAGAGACGCAAGAGAAAUCAAUCUGUAUCCCAGAAUAUACCCCGGCCUUCUCCCAAAAUAAAGAAAAACACUCCGUUUGAACCACCUCUAUACUUAAAGUGCGGACCGCUACUUCGAUUCACCGGUAUAAAACGGGAGCGAAUUGACAGUCGUACCGGGCCCGCUGAGAGAGAAAUUUGGAGAGGAAGCAUCAUGAUUGCUACCAAGGACUCUGCGUCUUCAUAUGAUAUUCCGCCAACGCUUCGCAUUUUUUCUCAGCCUCGAGAUUUGUUACCUCCACCACCCACCGAAAUUCGCCCUGAACACGGGGAGCUUGCACCAGAAUACGUUGAUCCGAUUGCAGGGCUCACAAAGCUCUCGAGAAACGGAAAGCUACUCUAUGUCAAACCUGUGGACCACGUCGAAGAGGCAAAGGACCUCUGUUUUGUUGAAAAUGAAGACGGCCUUUUUGAAGAGUCACCCAGCCCCUUGGACUACAGCACCAGCAACCGGGUCGGUAAAUCGCCUGAUGCGAGAGUCGGAGACCUAGACGGGGAAUCCGUUGGAAGAUACAAAGAGAUCCCGGGAUUCCGACUUUACGCCGACUCAGCAAGAGACGUGACUUUCUGGCGGUUCAACAUUCAGAUCGAGCUCGGAAGCAAACAAGAGCACAUCGCCUACCGUAUCAACCAAGGUUCUGCUCAGGGUUUUUGGGUUCCAGCGAAAGGGCAGAUGAUGAACAUCAUGUUCCACAGCGGCAAUUGCUUCGGGGCGUCCGUUGACACUGAUAAAUUUAGCGGACCCGAUCCGUUAUGGCGGGAUGCUCUCAACGUCCACCAGACACGGCCAUUCCACGUCAUGAUCGGCGGUGGAUCUCAGAUAUACAAUGAUGCUGUAGCCUUCGAGACCGAACACUUUCAAAACUGGCUGGAUAUAAAAGUCAAAUAUGAAAAAUACCAGCACCCGUUCAAUCUAGAUAUCAAGGCCGAACUCGAGGAGUUUUAUUUGGAUAACUACCUGCGAUGGUUUUCUCAGGGUCUGUUUAGCAUGGCAAGUGCCCAGAUACCGAUGGUUAACAUGUGGGACGAUCAUGAUAUAAUUAGCGGAUUCGGAUCUUAUUCGGAUGAACUUAUGACCUCACCAGUAUUUUCGGGAUUGGGAAAUAUUGCGUUCAAGUAUUACAUGCUUUUCCAGCACCAGAGCGUUCCGGAAGAGACGCAGUUGAACGAACCAAGUUGGAUAAUGGGUCCCGCUCCGGGUCCCUUUAUUGAACAGAAAAGUCGAAGUAUUUUUGUACACUUGGGUAGGCGGGCGGCACUUUUGGCGGUAGACUGCCGAACUGAACGGACCCGAUACGAUAUUUUGAGCGACGACACGUAUGAUUUGAUUUGGAAUCGCUGUCACGAAGAGAUCAUAAAGGGAGAAACGAAGCAUCUUCUCGUGCUCAUUUCAAUUCCCGUCGCCUAUCCAAGAAUGGUACGUGUAAGCUCCGUGCACUCUGAAUAAGCGCCCUAACGCGGCCUUAGGCAUGGCUUGAAAACGUAACGAGCAAGGUCAUGGAUCCUGUCCGAUCGCUGAGCAAAGUUGGAUUGUUCGGGAGCUCAGAGACUAAAGUCGGGAGCGGUGCAGAACACUUGGAUGACCAUUGGACCGCAAAAUUGCAUAAGCUUGAACGGAGAUGGUUGAUCGAGGACCUUCAAGAACUCGCGGCAGAGAAAUCCGUCCGAAUUACCAUUCUGGGGUAUGAACAUGGCAUUUUUCAUCUUCAUUUCUUUUCUCAUUUUUCUUUUCGGAAACAAAACCUGACUGUUUUGGACAUAGAGGCGACGCGAAUUUGGCGGCAAUGGGCCAGUUCUACACGGACCCGAAGCUAGAGAUUCCGAAGGAUCAGGAUUACAGAUAUAUGCCAAACGUGGUCUCUUCACCGAUUGUCAAUGCACCCCUGCCACAAAUGAUGAGUGACGCACUUAAUCGGCGAAACAAGGUUCAUGCCGUGGAUACGAAAACAAUGGAGGACAUGAGACCGAUAUUCACCCACGACGUUGACGGCAAGCCCAGAAAUAAUAAGCGUCUCCUGCCAAGAAGGAACUGGUGUUGCAUCCGGGAAUACGCUCCAGGUAUGUCGUGGCAAUAACUGUCAGGCGAAGUGAAAG